Messenger RNA from Physeter macrocephalus (sperm whale), 1548 nucleotides. It is a transcript of the gene THRA, whose product is annotated as thyroid hormone receptor alpha. The record is from RefSeq and is a predicted model, not a curated record. Bases 121 to 1242 code for a protein of 373 amino acids. Gene Ontology annotation, molecular function: zinc ion binding; nuclear receptor activity; RNA polymerase II cis-regulatory region sequence-specific DNA binding. Lineage: Eukaryota; Metazoa; Chordata; Mammalia; Artiodactyla; Physeteridae. Gene Ontology annotation, biological process: thyroid hormone receptor signaling pathway; positive regulation of transcription by RNA polymerase II; retinoic acid receptor signaling pathway. The transcript has 8 exons.
UGAGAAAGGGGGCUGCCCAAGGGCUGCUCUCUGAUUCGGCCCACUUUGCCCCUAUCCAGUGCCAGGUCACCAGAUGGAAAGCGAAAAAGAAAGAACGGCCAAUGUUCCCUGAAAACCAGCAUGUCAGGGUAUAUCCCUAGUUACCUGGACAAAGACGAGCAGUGUGUCGUGUGUGGGGACAAGGCAACCGGUUAUCACUACCGCUGCAUCACUUGUGAGGGCUGCAAGGGCUUCUUUCGCCGCACAAUCCAGAAGAACCUCCACCCCACCUACUCGUGCAAAUAUGACAGCUGUUGUGUCAUUGACAAGAUCACCCGCAAUCAGUGCCAGCUGUGCCGCUUCAAGAAGUGCAUCGCUGUGGGCAUGGCCAUGGACUUGGUUCUAGAUGAUUCGAAGCGGGUGGCCAAACGCAAGCUGAUUGAGCAAAACCGGGAGCGGCGGCGGAAGGAGGAGAUGAUCCGAUCACUGCAGCAGCGACCAGAGCCCACUCCCGAAGAGUGGGACCUGAUCCACGUUGCCACGGAGGCCCAUCGCAGCACAAAUGCCCAGGGCAGCCAUUGGAAACAGAGGCGGAAAUUCCUGCCGGAUGACAUUGGCCAGUCACCCAUCGUCUCCAUGCCGGACGGAGACAAGGUGGACCUUGAGGCCUUCAGCGAGUUUACCAAGAUCAUCACCCCGGCCAUCACCCGCGUGGUGGACUUUGCCAAAAAACUGCCCAUGUUCUCUGAGCUGCCUUGCGAAGACCAGAUCAUCCUCCUGAAGGGGUGCUGCAUGGAGAUCAUGUCCCUGCGGGCGGCUGUCCGCUAUGACCCCGAGAGCGACACCCUGACACUGAGCGGGGAGAUGGCUGUCAAGCGGGAGCAGCUCAAGAAUGGCGGCCUGGGUGUCGUCUCCGAUGCCAUCUUUGAACUGGGCAAGUCACUCUCUGCCUUUAACUUGGAUGACACGGAAGUGGCUCUGCUGCAGGCUGUGCUGCUAAUGUCAACAGCCUCUCCGCCUCUGCCCCCCUCCGCCCACUCACCCGCCUGGCCCUCCUUCCCCGCAGACCGCUCGGGCCUGCUGUGUGUGGACAAGAUCGAGAAGAGUCAGGAGGCGUACCUGCUGGCGUUCGAGCAUUACGUCAACCACCGCAAACACAACAUUCCGCACUUCUGGCCCAAGCUGCUGAUGAAGGUCACCACUCUGCCUAUCCCUCACCUGCCUCCCAAAACACUGUUGGAUACUCAGAAGUUAACCAUGUGAAACACCUCAUCUUGGAGUCCCCAGAAGAGCCACGAUAAGCAACUCCCCAACACAUACCAGACAUGGCCAACAACCAACCACCGCAACUCUUGGCAGGUACAUUCAGCUUCUGCCUGGAGUGUGAGGUACCUCUCUAGAGGCAUGACCUCUGUGAUGCUCUGUGAGUAUCUCACAUAUGUACCAACCCCCCACCCCCGCCCUGGAUGCCUUCCUUUAGAAUAUCAACCGCAGCUAAUGACUUAAUUGUCAGCAGCUGACCUCGGGAUGGGAUGAGCAGCUGAAAACCAUUCAUAAUGCCAAGCUUUA